Molecule: messenger RNA, 2493 nt
Organism: Nipponia nippon (crested ibis)
Lineage: Eukaryota; Metazoa; Chordata; Aves; Pelecaniformes; Threskiornithidae
Source: RefSeq, a predicted model, not a curated record
AUGAAUAUCCUAUGCCUUUUGAUACUUAUCAUUUCAGAUGCUUCUGAGAAUUCAUCAGCACUCUAUGUUGUAAAUGUUGAAAGAAAUGGAAAAAUUAUUUAUACCUGGAAGGGAAAUUGGAGAAAUACUCACAUUGGAUUGUACGAUCUUCAAACUAAACAAAAUGAGCACCUCUAUAUGUUUGAGAGGGAUCUACGCAUAAUCAGUUGUUCGGUCAACAAUGAAAGGACGUUAUUGGCGGUCAGCUUCCGUCAAUAUACGGAGGAAGAAAGAGUAAGUCGGCUAUUACAGUCAGUAUCCAAGUAUUUAACCUUGUUAAUUGAAAUUCAUCCCGUUAAUAAUGUGAGAGUCCUAAAGGCUGUGGAUAGCUGUGUUCGAGUGCAGUUUCUUUAUCCAGUUGAAGGCAGAAAUACUUCUACAGAAAGUCGCCUCUUGCUAGUUUCAGAAGAUAAAUAUAUUGAACAAUUUGACAUUCGUGUUGUUGCAGAAGAAGAACACAAAGUGGUGAUUCAAAACACAGGUCAGCUUCCAAGAGCCAGAGUUGCAGAUGAUCUCAUUUGGGCACAAUGGGAUAUGAUGGAACAAAGGCUCUUCUACAUUGUUCCAAAGGAAUCAAAGAGUACUUUAAAAUGUGUCCAGUUUUAUCCUGAUGAAAAUUUUAACUCAAUACUGGAAUCACACCUGGAUAUUUCUGUAAAUGACAGACAAUUAAAACUUGUGAAUUUUGGAUAUGAUUACUGUCAAGACCAAGAUGUUGCAUCUAAAUCUUUGAAUCUUCAGGUUUUUACAAGUAAAGCAGGAGGCUUGUGUGUGUGUUGUAGUCUAGCCUCUGAUAUUCCUGAUGAAAUAAUGUACUCCAUAUAUUUUUUACAUAAAGGUUACAACAAAACUUUUACAGUUUCUCUAGAACGAACAGAAUCUCAUCAAUUGAAGGAAGUGGCUUUUAUGAAUCUUGACUAUUAUGUGGCUGCUUAUUUGCCUGGCCAGUUCCUGCACCUCCUGAAUAUUCAGCAUCCUGACCUGCUGUGCUAUAGUUUAUUUCUGACAGGUGAGGAUGCAAGAAUUGAUGUGUUGCAAAACUGCUCCAUCCGAUCCCCACUCGUGUCAACAGUCUUGGAUUGCCACAUAGGAAGUAUGUAUGCUGUGAGCAUCAGUGACAGUGCCUUACUACAGUUUCUACAGAACAGCAAACGAGACAGCGAGAGAUUGGCAGCUCUACAUUGUGCUCUAUUGCACUUCCGACACACAGAAGGCUUGGAAAUGCAGAUUAUUCGGUGGAUUUCUGAGAACCUGUCAACAUGUCAUUCUUUUGACCCCAUUCAAGAAUUUAUCAUUGCCUCCCUGUACUGCAGAAUGUGUCCAGAAACUCACAACCUGGAUAAACUUUUGCCCUACACGUCACUGCUUGACUGGAUUGGGAUUAUCCCUGGAGUAACAUGUGCAACAGACAUUAUUUCUCUACCUGUGUUAGAGUUCCAAAACUCCAAAGGCUUCUGGGAGAAACUCAACUCAAACUUGGAGAGUGUGAAAUAUGCAGAGCCGCACUUGCAUUACCACAAUAACGUGCUCAGGAGGGAAUGGCGUAACCUUUCAGAAGAGAGAGAGGAGAGAAGAACCACAGCGUAUUUGAGAAAUAUUUUUGAAAAUGCCAAAAAGGUACUUUCUCAUCUGGACACUUGGGACUCUGAGGAAAGGCUAGUACCUCUCUUUCAAGAGGAAGAUUAUCAGCAGCAAUUACUAAUGGGACUGAUGGUUGCUCAGCUAAAGGAUCACCUUAUGAGACAUCUACAGUAUGUAGGAAAAAAGAAGAUUGACCAAAUAGUUUUGGAUUACGUCGCAAACCUGCUGAAUCUGGUACAUCGAAUAAUGAAAGAAGUUUGGAGGAGAUACCAGCUUCAUUCCUGCAUCUUCUGCUUUGAUGAGAGAGGAAGUACGGGAGAGUUUGCAGUGUUCCACAUCAUGAGUCGGAUUCUGGAAGCUGCAAAUGGCAUGUGCAUGCCUUUACCUCCUGGUUUUCACACUCUGCACUUGGGGCUUGGUGUUCGAUGUCUCCCGCUGCACACCCUCCUGCACUAUAUUGAUAAUGGAGUCUUGCAUUUGACAGAAACAUGUGUCAGGAAACUGCUGAAAGAUCUGGACAACACUGAGAAGAAUGAAAAGCUGAAGUUCAGUAUUGUCAUGAGGCUUCCCGAGGCUCUUGGUCAAAAGGUCCGCCAGUUUUGGAAUCAUCCAAUAAAUACUAAUUUCAUUGCACGGAAAUAUGUGAAACUUUUGCUUGAGAAGCUGGGGAACAGGCAGUGUAGCAGGCCUAUCCCUGAGAGACCCUCAGUCCCCGUAGAGUUUUUGCCACUUAACUACCUGACUAAUAUGCUGGCAGAGAUAGAGAAUCAAGGUGUGCAUCCAUAUGAAAAACAAGGUCAUGUUAACGUAAGAUUUGUAGAGGAAACAGCACUCAAACACACUAUGACGCUUUUGGGCCUCAAAUAUUCCUGA